Molecule: messenger RNA, 547 nt
Organism: Paraglomus brasilianum
Lineage: Eukaryota; Fungi; Glomeromycota; Glomeromycetes; Paraglomerales; Paraglomeraceae
Source: the annotation of a GenBank genome assembly
GAAGCAAAUUCACGAUGACAAUAUUAAAAGGCAAGAUGCUAACGACCCGAAUAAGGUUGAAGGUUUAUUUACUGGUGCAUUGUUUGGAUUUAAAGUUACAAUAGAGAUAGCGGGUAAACCUAAGUUCCUUUAUGAUGAAGUGAAAGAAGAAUAUUAUAAAUGGUUGGGCGGUUCGGGAAUUGAUGUUAAUAAUUGUCCCGAAAGGUUAAGACAUUUUUUAGUUGAGGUUAAUGAGAUAUUGGAGGGACGAGGGGAUAAAUUUGAAAGGGAUAUAGCAAAUAGAAAGAGAGAGCAUGAGUCUCUCAAAGGUAAAUCUCACAAAGACAUAAAGAUUGAGAAUAAUUUUGCUGGUAGCGGAGAACAAGUUAAAAAAGUUUUUCAGGAAAUUUCAGGAAGAUAUGACUAUCAAGGUUUUCAUUUUUUACCCCAAGAUGAUGAUAGAUCCAGUGUGGGAGUAGACAGUUCUAAUGUUUCUCGGGGAAUUGAUUUUCAGCAACGGCCGAGUUCUGUUAUAGUUCGAAAUGUUAAACAAGAUCCAAAUCAUUGA